Molecule: messenger RNA, 926 nt
Organism: Cynoglossus semilaevis (tongue sole)
Lineage: Eukaryota; Metazoa; Chordata; Actinopteri; Pleuronectiformes; Cynoglossidae
Product: microfibril-associated glycoprotein 4-like
Exons: 5
Coding region: 97-807 (236 amino acids)
Biological process (GO): elastic fiber assembly
Source: RefSeq, a predicted model, not a curated record
GCAGCUGUCUGUUCAAGUAAUAACCUCGAGCUCAGACUCCAGGUGUAAACAACAGGCAGAGACAACUGUGAGGGUCAAGUUGAACUCCAACCAAACAUGGUUUUUAUUGUUCUACUCCUGUUGAUCCCAGCGUGCUUUUGCACAUCAGUAUUUUAUCCUGUUGACUGCAAUGACGUGUAUGUCAGGGGCUUUGGCGACAGUGGUGUUUACACCAUUUACCCAGCAGGACCGGUGUCUCCUGUUCAGGUGUACUGUGAAAUGGAUCCUGAUGGCCAAUGGACUGUCCUGCAGAAAAGAUUUGAUGGAUCUGUGAACUUCUAUGCGCCAUGGGCCUAUUUCAAGGCAGGAUUUGGAAAAGCAACUGGAGAAUAUUGGCUGGGUCUGGAGAACAUCCAUCUUCUUACUAUGAGAAAGGCAUAUGAACUGAGAUUUGACUUGGAAGACUUUAUUGGAAACAAAGUCUAUGCUACUUAUUCCUCCUUCUCCGUGGGUUCAGAAAGUGAAGACUAUGAGCUUGGAGUUGGUGGCUUCACAAAUGGAGGGGCUGGAGAUUCACUCGGGUAUCACAAUGGUAAGAAAUUUACAACGUGGGAUCGGGAUAACGACAACUGGGGUUCAAACUGUGCUUUUAAGUACAAAGGAGGAUGGUGGUAUGGAUCUUGCCACACAUCUAACCCCAAUGGAAUAUAUGCAUGGGGCCCCUCAGAAUUUGGCACUGGGAUCAACUGGAACUCUUGGAGAGGAUAUGAAUAUUCUCUCAAAGCUAUUUCAAUGAAAAUCAAACCUGUGGUGGCAAACACUCCUUAAGACAGGCACGUAGACUUCUUAUUCAAAAGAGCAUUUUGUUUUCAUAAACAAAAACAAAAAAGCUCAUGACAUGAGAGUAAUGUCAAUCAAUGAAUAAAGAAGUUGUACCUGUUUCCAUA